AUGUUUACAUCUGGAUAUAACAGAGAGGAAUAUUUUGGAUAUUCGACUUUAUUAAGUGAAGAUGGGCUUCUUAUCGGAGCACCUAAAGCGGAGACCGUACAGAGAUGGAACAGAAAACGUUGGAAAUCAUUAACCGGAGCUGUCUACUUAUGUUCAUUACGUAACUUGGACGACAGACAAAAAAAUUGUGACAAAUUGGAUGCACAUAGCGCAGUUAAAAGUAAAUGGUAUAUGAGUGGAUCGUUGAACAGUGGCAGUUGGUUUGGAGCAUCUGUGGUCGUCCUUACUAACCAUAGAUUAUUGGUCGCAGCACCAAGACAGAAUUCAAGUCAACUAACGGCAGAUGGGUCUUUACUCGGUGCUUGUUACUUUUUAACUCCGAGGAGAAAUAGUUUUUGGAAUCCUUUGGGAUCAGAAAGGACCAAGAAAAACUACGCCACUUUCCAAGUAGAUGAAAACAGGCCAAGUUAUGGCGAAGAAAAUUCAACUAUAUAUUAUUACAACUUUGGAGAAGCUGGAUUUUCAUUGGCAGUUACCAAGAUGAACACAGUGAUUCUUGGAGCUCCAGGACUCAUGGCAUUUGCAGGUGGAAUUAUCAGUUACAUUUUUGAUCCAAAUGACACCUCAACAAGGACAUAUCUACAACCCAUUGCAAACCCUUAUUAUACCACGGAUUUGGAACCAGAUGAAUAUUUUGGAUAUAGCGUUGAAUCUGGAAUUUUCCAGCAAAAUGGAACUGUUCUUUAUAUUGGAGGAGCUCCACGGGCAGAGUUGGGUAGAGGAAAGGUCCUAAUUAUCGAGCCUCCUACUUCAGAACUGAACCCAUUAAACAUCAAGUUGAAACUCCUGGGUCCUCAAAUUGGAUCAUACUUCGGUGCAAGUCUUUGCUGCACAGAUAUCAACAAUGACGGUCUCGAUGAUUUGCUGGUGGGAGCUCCCACUUUCGUGAAGAAAGAUGGUGGUCUUCCUUAUGAUCAAGGAGCUGUGUUUAUUUAUAUAGCAAAAGAGGCUCCUGAUGGAUUUGUUUUAGAAGAAUCUGGGUACGUGGCGGGCUCUGGAGUAGACGGAGCAAGAUUUGGAACUACUAUUGCUGAUCUAGGCGAUGUAAAUGGUGAUGAAUUCAGAGACAUUGCUGUUGGAGCGCCAUGGGAAAACAAUGGUGUGGGAGCCGUAUAUAUUUAUAUGGGAAAUGCCAAAGGAUUAAGCGAUCGAAAUGUUCAACGCAUACAACCUGCCGGUGCUCAAGGCUUUGGCUGGUCAAUAUCAAAAGGAUUAGAUGUGGAUAACAAUAACUGUAAUGAUCUCGCCAUUGGUGCAUUUAAUAGCGGCGCCUCAUAUCUGUACCGGUGUAUUCCUACUAUACCAGUGCGUGCUUCGAUCAGGGUGAACAACCACAUAAGUUUACCAAGUAAUAUCACAACCUUCACAACCAUGUUCUGUGUGUCUGCUCCUCGGAUCAAGUUGUGGCCAAAUGCCAAAUUAAAUAUAACAGGCAAAAUAGAUGUUGAUCCUAUCGCUGAACGAGCCACAUUAAUUGGAGAUAAUGGAUAUAAUGUCGUUAUUACACCGGCCAAUGAAGAAUGUCACGAGAAAACAAUUAAUGUUAAUUUGACCGCUGAUUUGCUGAAACCAAUCUUAUUAAAGUUUCAACUGGAAGCUCACGAACUAAUGCUGGAUAACUCCACAAAAUUUUUGAGUCAUGCUACCAGAGUAUCUGAAGAUUCUACUCUGACAGUAUCGAAAUCGGUCCAAGUACUCGUAGAUUGUGGUUACGAUCUUGUUUGCAGUCCUUGGUUAAACGUGACUUUCGAGGCAAUGGACAAUCCUUAUGUACCCGGUACAGAUAACAGACUUGGAGUGAUACUUAAAAUUGUAAAUGAAGGAGAACCAUCUUACGGUGUAAAAGUGAACAUAAAUUUACCAGCUCAUCCAAAACGAAUACCCAGUGAGUGUUAUGUAAAAAUGUCUGUGAUGACUUGUGAUCUUCCACAACCCUUUUUCCGAAACGAUAGCAUUGUAUGGGAAGUGGAACUGGAAUAUGACUUUAAUGCUACCAAAAAAUCAUACUUACCAAUCGUAGCAGAAUUGGUGGAAAUGGUUUAUACAGAUAAUAUAACAGAGGAGUAUUUUCAUUAUGUGACCAUUGACGUUACGCCUGAAGCUAAUUUCAGUAUUAGUGGCCAGUCUAUGCCAAAUACACCAAUAAUAGUUUUUAGAGAUAAUCUAAAUGCCGGCGCAAAUGUUUCAUUUAAACAUUUCUUUCAGAUAACAAACACAGGACCCUCAGACUCGUACUCCCCGAAAGUGCAUAUUCAAAUUCCUUACAAGACAUAUCUCUCCGACGACAUUGAAGGUUGUGAAGAAAACGACUCUCUGUAUAUCUGUUCCUGGUUUGUACCAGCUAACUCUUCAAUACCAGUGGCGAUACCUCUGCAGAUGGACCUUAGUCUAGCUGGCAAUUUCCUUGAAAGCAAAACGAUCUACAGCGCCGUGUCUACAAUAGUUUUAAUGGUUGACCAAUCAAACGAUGGUGAAAAUUACACAAGCUACCAAGUAGCUACAACAUUGGUUCUCGAGCGAGCAAGCAUUCCUCUCUGGUACAUAAUUAUACCAUGUAUAUUUUUGGGAUUAUUUUUAUUGUCAAUAAUAACAUGGAUUCUUCAUAAACGCAACUUUUUCUCAAGAAAAAAUUACGAUCAGCUGAAACAAGAACAAGAUAAAAAGGAAACACGAGAUGAAUCACAGUUAUCGGACGCUAUUCCGUCAGCUCCUUCAGAAGGAGAAGAGGAAGAUGAAAAAGGACAGCUGUCACAAAAUGUUCAUUUAUUUGAAAUGAACAUUUAA
This is a messenger RNA of Arctia plantaginis, 2844 nucleotides long. The record is from the annotation of a GenBank genome assembly. NCBI's taxonomy places the organism in Eukaryota, Metazoa, Arthropoda, Insecta, Lepidoptera, Erebidae.